AAUAGAGCGGCGAUCAUGCCGACAGCUGUUCGAAAAAGAAGUUCAGACGUUGGUGCAGCGAACAAAGAACAAAGCAAGAAGAGCAAAAGAGAAGACAAUGAUGGCGAGAUUCAAGGCAAGGCUUUAACCUUGAAAGAUGUGGACAUUACAACUUCGGAACAACUUGUAAAGACUUUGAAAGGUGGACAAGAAUCUAUAAGCAAAAAGAUUGCAAUUGCAGAGGCAGCUUGGAGGGAUGAUACUGUACCUGUUCCGCGAAAAGAGCAGCUAUUGGCUGAAUGGCUUCUAGAUACGCUCAACAGAGAAGCGAGAAAUUCUAAGGACUUAAAGGCAUUUGAAUCGGUCAGCAUAUGGAGUCUACUGCUCGAGGUUCUGAGCUAUCUGGCGAAAGAGACAACGAACCAGUCUGCGGGAAGGUACCCGAUCGUUGCAUUCCUGUAUGCACUUGGAAAGGCGGUUAAUCAAGUCAAAGAUGAACAGCACAUUCAUUCUCUCCUUCGAUCUGCGAGCAAGAGCAUCCCUUUAAUCAGUGAUAACAACGUCUUGACAAUCGAAGUAUUGGUGCAUGCGUUCACAGCUUGGUUUGAUGUGGUAGGCAAACAUGCAAAUACAGGCAAUUGUGAUGACUUGGCAGUUCCGCUCUCCCUACUUAUUCGUGCUUGGACUGGCUUUUCGAACACGAAGAAGUCCAAGCAGAUUUUACUAGAAGAAGCUUUUCUAUCAUCUUUUUGUGCAGCGCUCACAAAAGCAUUCAGUCUGCCCAAUGGAACCGGCCUGCAUCUUCGAAGCCAUCUAUGUCGACUUUCAUUUGAGUCCUUCUCACCCAAUUCUCGAACCAAGAUUGAUUAUGAUAUUCUAGUCAAACAGCUUAGAAGUAUACCCGAUGCUGAUCAGGCUACGAUCGUGUUUUUGCAGCAAAGAUGUCUGCACAUCAAAAGCAACGCCACGUUGGUAGAGCAAGCAAAGGAGCGAUCGGAAAUUUGGAAUUCUAUGGCUUCGCACUUCUUAGGGCUUGCUAUAGAAGGGGUACAUCUUCAAGCUAGCACUCUGGGGUCGCUACUCAAGAUCAUCAACGAGAAGAAUCUUCAUCCCAUUGAUAGCGAUGAGGCGAAAGAGCUAUUGGUGCGAACACUGGAACAUAUCUUGUCCAGAAUUGAGCCUAGUGAAAGGAUUCAAAAUGCGUUCGAUAGCAUUCGCUUCAUUCAACAGAUAGACGAAAGUAUUAUCGACAUUGCCUCAUGGAAGAGGAUGUUCUCGUCUAUAGCACUUGCAGCACCCUCAACUUCCAGCCGCGAUUUACUCAAAUCCAUCUUGAACUCCUUCUCCCGCACACGCGCCUUGGAUCAUCUGAUAGACUUGGUUCUCAUUGGCAGCUUCGAGGAGGCAUUUUCUGCAAAACGCACAUCCAAAGAGACAGAGGAGCUAAUCUUGCAAGGGACACUAUUCGACUCUGAAUGCUGGAAUGCAUUCAUCGGACCUUCAAUGCAAAAUUUUGUCAGCAUUGAACAAGGACUUGCAAUACUUGACAAGAUUACAAGGGUAUUGUCUGAUAUUGUCUCCAAACCGCAAGACUCAGCACCGCACCUUGGCGUCGCAUUACACUUUUCAGGCCUUGUCAUCUCAUUCAUUGCUAUUCCCCAGCCAGCGAAAAAGUCGACCGCUUUGAAAUUAGGCAUUCUUUACCGGGAUCUGAUUCUACCAAUUGUGAAAAGGUCACUCGAUCAAAAGCUUCCAGAAAGAGCCACUUCAGCCGUGUUCGCCAUCGAAUGCAUCGUGAGCAGACUUGCAGCACCAACAACGUUGGAAGCCCCUCUGGAAUGGUUAGAAACAUUGGAGGAAAUAGAAUCAUCUCAGUCCACCUACCUUCUCCCAGUUGGUCAGAUAUCCGCUUAUGCUCCACUUCAAAUCCAGUUGCUCAUUGCUGUUUUGGAGAGGUGCAAUCGCGACAUGCUAAAGGGACAAUCAUUGUCAUUUUCUACUUGGGUGCAAGACUUCUUUUCCAACGGCAAGGUAAACUUCAACAAGAUUGAGCCAAUUGGUGAAAUACGAACGACAAGCCAAAUUAACGAAGCAGCAUACGUGGCGUUGGAUAUCGUCUUUUCAGCUUACUUGCUUGUUCUUGAGAGAUGUGCAGAUGACAAGCUCCUAGAGAAGCUGUCCAAAUCAGCAAGAACAAUAAUGGACAAGUAUCCCGAUUGCUCUCUGGCUACAUCGAUUCUUGUGAAUUCAGCAAAUUUAGAAUUACCACGCUGGCUGAAGCUUAUUGAACCGGCCAAGAAUACGUCAACUUCGCACGCAAAAAGCAACGAUGCGAUCUCAACUAAUGCCACAGAAAAGCUAGGAUCAUCUUUAAGCAACAUGGUGGGAAAGUUUGACCAUCUAUCCGCCAUCGAAGGUACACAAGCAGCAAAUGUGCUAUACGCUCCUACCUUUGUCCAGAAUGUUCGACAAGUCACACUGGAAGAAUACAAAGAGCAAUUGGAUAAAGUGCAAAUCGAAGAAGAUAUUCCUGCUUCCUUGCCUUUACUUCUAUGCAACGGUCCAGAAGGUUCUUUGUCGAUCGCUCAAGGUGCAUUGGAUAUAGUAUUGGCAAGAUUGGUCUGUGUGGAUGACCUUUCGAGUGUUUCGGUCGUACAAAAGCUUGAGGCAAUAGCAGAAGGCAAGACCAUCCUCUUUCGUACACGCCAAGUUAGUUCUCUUUUGGCAAUAUUUACUCGUUCAUUCGAAAAUGAAGAACAGAACCCAAAAGUGUUUUCUUCCAUUGUUGCAACUUUACUCACUUUUGUCAAACUUCGAUCCGACAUCCUUGCACCUAUCUUGCCGCAAAUCAGCCUUCUGAUGGGAAGAAUUAUUUCUCAUUUUCAGAAAAGUCCAACUUCGAAUGCACCUGGAGAAAAGAAGAUUGUUCAGGCUCGUGAAUAUACCCGACUAUGUUCUGCGAUCACCUCUAGACAAUCAAAUCUAGCACGAGGAUUCAGCUUACAUACCCUACCGAUCAUCAUGUCAUAUGUUAAAGCUUUAACAUCAAUUGAUGGGAUCGGGAUCGGUGAAACACGGUUGGAGCUGGAAAGAGGUAUCUUUGCUCUUUGCGGAAUCCUAGCAACAUGGCAGAGGGAUCUUUUGUUCGACAUGAUGUCAGAUGAGGCGGAAAGAAUCGUUGCACGAAAACUAUGGCGUAAUUUCGAAGCACAAAGAUAUAAGGGAGAAUAGAACAAUAUACAAUUGUACAUUAGUAGUCAUCAUUUUAAUCAAUGUAGUAUA
Molecule: messenger RNA, 3261 nt
Organism: Meira miltonrushii
Lineage: Eukaryota; Fungi; Basidiomycota; Exobasidiomycetes; Exobasidiales; Brachybasidiaceae
Exons: 1
Coding region: 16-3210 (1064 amino acids)
Source: RefSeq, a predicted model, not a curated record